UACCGCCGGCUGAGCGCGCUGCUGCCCAUCGACGUGUUCGGGCGCGGCGGGCCCGGGCGCCCGGUGCCGCGCUGCGGGCUGCUGCACCUGCUGGCGCGCUACAAGUUCUACCUGGCCUUCGAGAACUCGCGGCACCGCGACUACAUCACCGAGAAGCUGUGGCGCAACGCGCUGCUGGCCGGCGCCGUGCCCGUGGUGCUCGGCCCGGACCGCGCCAACUACGAGCGCUUCGUGCCGCGCGGCGCCUUCAUCCACGUGGACGACUUCCCCAGCCCCGCCGCGCUCGCCGCUCACCUGCGCUUCCUCGACCGCAACGCGGCCGUCUACCGCCGCUACUUCCGCUGGCGCCGCCGCUUCGCCGUGCACCUCACCUCCUUCUGGGACGAGCCGUGGUGCCGGGCCUGCGAGGCCGUGCAGGCGGCGGGCGGCCGCGCCCAGGUCGUGGGCGACUUGGCCGGCUGGUUCGAGAGCUGACGCCGGGGACGGGGCAAGGGGAGGAGGGCCAGCCUGGAGGCCGCAGACACCCUUAAGAAGCGCUUUCGUCCUCCACCCCGUGAAUGGAAAACCUUGUCCUUGGAGGAAAGUGAAGAUGGAUUUGUGGUGUACCUCACCGUAAGCCAGACACAGUCCUGGAAAGCUGCACUUAAAUCAGAUCCUAAAUUCAGAGCCUAAGGGAGUUCAGUAUUAACUCUGCGAUCGUUUACAGUGUGAACAAUCAUGGCCUAAUUUCUUCUUUGUGUUUUCUUGUAACCUGGAUUUAAAAACAAAAAGCAUUGAUAAUGCAGGUGUGAAAAUAAAAUGUGAACAACCUUUCUGUCCCUUUUCCUGACUAACCAGCCAGCAUUUACAAACAAGAGAAGGAAACAAAAAUGUCACCUAGCAUAAGAUUAGUUAUGUCUUUGCUGGGCCUGAAAUUUAAACUGGAGCAUGAAUCCUUUGGACAGGCAGGCCUUACCUGAGCAGAGCAAUGAAAAUGAUUGCACUGCUUUGUGGAAUCAUACAAAGGGAGAAAAGUAAAUUUCAAGAUGUCUAGCAGUGGCAGUUUUUGUUUUUUGUCAGUAC
Molecule: messenger RNA, 1062 nt
Organism: Dipodomys ordii (Ord's kangaroo rat)
Lineage: Eukaryota; Metazoa; Chordata; Mammalia; Rodentia; Heteromyidae
Gene: Fut4
Product: fucosyltransferase 4 (alpha (1,3) fucosyltransferase, myeloid-specific)
Exons: 2
Cellular component (GO): membrane
Molecular function (GO): alpha-(1->3)-fucosyltransferase activity
Source: RefSeq, a predicted model, not a curated record